GAACAUGACCGGCGAUACGGAGAAGAACAGAGCGGAAGUGGUGCUGGUGAACGAAGCUGGAGAGGUGAAUCUCGAUGUGCUGAAGGAAAAGGUGUGUCAAGCCGAGACUGAGAGUCAAAAGAUUGUGGCUCUGAUCAAGGGAUACCGAGCUCCAAUCUCUGCAAUUUUCCCUCUGAUUAUUGUCAUCUUCGCUGGCGGCUGGAGUGACAAGAAGAGGAUCAGAAAGCCUCUUCUUCUUCUACCCAUCAUAGGAGAAUUCCUUGGAUGCCUCGCUCUCUUCAUUUCCGCCAUUUUCAUGCUUCAGCUACCACUGGAAUUCGCGGGUAUCCUUGAGAAACUCCUACCCGCAAUGUUUGGAGGAUUCACACUCAUGUUAAUGGGAGUUUACAGCUACAUCACGGACAUUACAGCUGAAGAGGAUAGAACCUUCAGGUUUGGAGUUCUUGCCGUCUCGAUCUCUCUCAUCCCGAUUGCCGGAGUUCCUUGGAGUGGUUAUCUCUUUGAAAAGCUUGGAUAUGUCUACCUGUUUCUGCUAUGCUUGAUCAUUUAUAUCGUGGGCAUCGUUUAUGCACUGAUCUUCAUAAAAGAAGUCCCAGCGCCUCGCGAUCAGGAAGAGCAAAAAGGUGACACAAAUGGCACAAACGGUGUGAAUCUGGAGAAUGGCCAAGAAGCCAAAACACCUGAAAAGAAAAAGAACGCCUUGCUGGAGUUCUUUGAUCCCACUCUCCUCAAGGAUUGCAUCAAAGUCCUGACUCAGAAGCGCGAGGGCAACAAACAGAUCUUGAUCAUCCUCCUUAUCGGCGCCUAUUUCACCUUCUUGGGACCUCCUUUAGGCGAGACGGACUUUAUCUAUCCAUUCGCCAGGAAGAAGUUCAAUUGGCAAGCCGUUGAAUACGCACUCUUCCUCACUUACAGCACUUUCAUAGCACUCCUGGGAACAGUAUUUAUGAUUAGUUUCGUCAGCAAGUUUCUCAAGUGCUCAGACGCAUUGAUUGGCGUGAUCUCAACGGUGGGAACUGUGGUCUCAAAGCCAAUCCUCGCCUUCGCCGCUUCUUCUGUUGCCUACUAUGUUGGAACAGUUGUAGAUCUCUUCCUGGGAUGCCGUCCGAUAGCCCUGAAGAGCAUAAUUUCGACAUUUGUGGAACCCAAUGAAAUAGGUCGAGUUUACUCAAUUCUGGGCAUCAUGGAGUCACUAGUGCAGUUCAUCUUCCCUGCCAUGUACAGUGCUGUGUACAUAAAUACGCUGGAGACCUUCGUAGGAGCAAUUUACCUCUUUGGCGAGGUGUUCUUCGUUCCCACUCUUCUGAUCUUCGUCUACUUGUACAUUCAACACAAGAGAAAUCCGAAGAAACCAGAAGAGGAGAAACCUGAGGAGUAUAAGUCAAAUGGUCUUGAAGAGGAGUCCACUUACAUGUGAGCCGAGAUUAUAAAAUAAGUUUAAUCAAUAAAUACUCAAGUCUG
Molecule: messenger RNA, 1461 nt
Organism: Phlebotomus argentipes
Lineage: Eukaryota; Metazoa; Arthropoda; Insecta; Diptera; Psychodidae
Product: probable peptidoglycan muropeptide transporter SLC46
Exons: 4
Coding region: 5-1417 (470 amino acids)
Biological process (GO): transmembrane transport
Cellular component (GO): membrane
Molecular function (GO): transmembrane transporter activity
Source: RefSeq, a predicted model, not a curated record